AUGGCGGCCGGGCUGCCGCUCACCAACUACCAGCUGCCGCACCGAGUGGACGGCACGGGCUUCGUGGUGUACGAUGGAGCCAUGUUCUUCAACAAGGAGCGAACGCGCAGAAUCGUCAAGUUCGACCUGGGCACGCGUGUCAAGAGCGGCGAGGCGGUCGUCCCCAACGCCAACUACUACGACACGUCGCCCUACCGCUGGGGCGGCAAGUCCGACAUGGACCUGGCGGCCGACGAGAACGGCCUGUGGGUCAUCUACGCCACGGAACAGAACGAGGGGCGCGUGGUGGUGAGCCGCUUGAACCCGUACACGCUGCGCGUCGAGGCCUCCUUUGAGACGGCCUACGACAAGCGCUCGGCCUCCGACGCCUUCAUGGCGUGCGGCGUCCUCUACGUCCUGCGCUCCACUUACGAGGAUGACGGCGACGGAGCGGCGAACGGCACCGCAGGAGGAGGAGGGGUGGGGGGGGGGACGAGCGACCGCAUCGAUUACGUGUACGACACCAACUCGCGACGGGAUGCGCGCGUCUCCAUCCCGUUCCCCAACCCGUUCCAGUUCAUCACGUCGGUGCAGUACAACCCGCGCGACGGCGCCCUCUACGUGUGGAACAACCACCACGUGCUGCGCUACACGCUGCACUUCGGCCCGCUGGAUCCCACUACAGUGCACGAGAGUUCGACGAUAGGGCCUUCCGGCGGAGGCAGCACCGCAAGUCCUCCGCGGAGCCACGUGGCAAUGGUGCCGCCCAUCCCUACGCAACUGCCUCAGGACACGACCGACGUGACACCGGGAGACGUGGCGCCCGCUGACGGUGGCCAGGGCAGCACCAGCGUGCCCACGUCCUGUCCCCCCACGCUCGCCCACGCCGUCCAGUGGCCCCAGCUGCUGCGGGGCAAGACGGCGGAGAGGCCCUGUCCUGCAGGCGCCGUUGGAUCGCAGCACCUAGUCCCCACGGACACGCCUGCGCCCCUACCCAAGGGGGAGCGGUCUCGCCGCACCGAAACGCCACCGCAGGACCAGGCUCUGACUCCAGGAGGCGGACCAGCCUCGGGGACGAGGCCCAGGAGCACGGCGCUCUACACCUGCGAUGCCAUCACAGGAGCCUGGUCUGCACGAGGUCCCGAUUUAAGCAACUGCACUUCCGCCUGGGUGAACCAAAUCGCACAAUGGACGUCUGACCACUUCAGCCGCAGCUGCUGCGUCUGGAACUGCUCAUCCCACACCACGAGGGGCGACUGGUGGAGCCACGGCUGCGACAGCACGCACACCAACAGCACCACGCACACUACCUGCUCCUGCAGCCACCUCAACAACUUCGCUGUGCUCAUGGCGAGGAGCGACGUGAAGUACGGGCACCGCGCCCACGAGCUGCUGCUGCUGGUGAUCACGUGGGCGGGCGUGCUGGUGUCGCUCGUGUGCCUCGCCGUGGCCACCUUCACCUUCUGCUUCUUCAGCGGCCUCCAGAGUGACCGCAACACCGUCCACAAGAACCUGUGCCUCAGCCUGCUGCUUGCCCAGCUGCUGUUCCUUGUGGGCAUCAACAAGACUCAGUACACGGUGGCGUGCUCCGUGCUGGCGGCGCUGCUGCACCUGCUGUUCCUGGCGGCGUUUGCGUGGAUGUUCCUGGAGGGGCUGCAGCUCUACCUCAUGCUGGUGGAGGUGUUCGAGGGGCGCCGCUCGCGCCGCAAGUACUUCUACCUGCUGGGCUACGGCCUGCCGCUCGCCCUCGUCGCCGCCUCCCUCGCCGUCGACUACACGGGCUACGGCACCGAGCGCGCCUGUUGGCUCAGGACUGACAAUCAUUUCAUCUGGAGUUUCCUUGCGCCCGUGGCCACCAUCAUCCUCGUGAACUCCGUGUUCCUGCUGAUGACUGUGUACAAGAUGGUGCAGCAUUCGGCGCCACUCACGCUCGAGAACAUCAAGUCCUGUGCGCUGGGCGUGGUGGCGCUGCUUUGCCUCCUGGGCGUCACCUGGGCCUUCGGGUUCCUCCUCGUCGACAAGGCCACUCUGGUCAUGGCCUACCUCUUCACCAUCUUCAACUCCUUCCAGGGCACGUUCAUCUUCAUCUUCCACUGCGCUCUGCAGAAAAAGGUGGUUAAGGAGUACAACAAGUGCGUAGGGCAUGCCGAGUGGUGCGUAUGCUGGGGAAACAACUUCUCUUACGCGUCACUCCAACGGCAAACGCUGCUCUCCCAACGUGCAGGUACGCUGACGUUGAGGGAAAACAAGUGAACCGAUGAGAGCGACGUCGACGUUGCCGGUGGUGGCGGCUGUGGCCGCAGCCCGACCCGGAUCCCGUGCGAGGUCGCUCACC
Molecule: messenger RNA, 2314 nt
Organism: Lethenteron reissneri (Far Eastern brook lamprey)
Lineage: Eukaryota; Metazoa; Chordata; Hyperoartia; Petromyzontiformes; Petromyzontidae
Product: adhesion G protein-coupled receptor L3-like
Biological process (GO): cell surface receptor signaling pathway; adenylate cyclase-activating G protein-coupled receptor signaling pathway
Cellular component (GO): plasma membrane
Molecular function (GO): G protein-coupled receptor activity
Source: RefSeq, a predicted model, not a curated record